CCACGUCGUGUUUCAGAGCGCCCAGCCACGAACGCCGAACGCGAAGAACAAUUUCGAAAAUUUUCUACAAAUAUAUAUUUUUGAAUCGAGUUCCCAGCGGCUCACAUUUAAUUUUUAUAUAAUAAGCAAAGGCUGUGAAACCGCAUCAGCAGCAGCCGCAGCCGCCAUGCAGGUCUUCGAUAACAAUAUGCGUCGCGCCUCACGACGUGCCUCAUUGCGACGUGGAUCGAUUUCGGCGCUGCCACAGAAAUCGGCGGAGAUUCCAUGGGAUAUCUUUGAGCGCCUCUUUAUGCCGUUCCUCUUUUGUCAGGCUGCGGCAAUUGUCAGCUCGCAUCUGCUGCAUGCACUGAGUAUCAGCAACAUUUCAACAUUUGCGGUCUUCGUUUGGUUCGCCCUGGCCACCGUGGGUGCCGUGUUGUUCUAUCACUUUGUGAAGGUAUCUGCACCGGGCAAGGGUGUUUUAAUCACCGGCUGUGAUUCACCGUUAGCCUGGUAUCUGGCUAAGAAACUGGAUGAUCUGGGCUUUACGGUAUAUGCGGGAUUUCACACGCCCUUAGAUGACUCGGACGAGGCCAAAAUCCUCAAGGAGGAGACCUCGGGACGCAUGAAGUUGCUGCACCUUGACAUUACAUCCGAGACAAGUCUGUUGGAAGCUGCUCGCUAUGUCACUCAACAUUUGCCGCAUGGCGCCGAGGGCCUGUGGGCUCUGGUACAUUGUGCCCAUUGGAUUGCUCUCGGCGAACUGGAGUGGAUACCGUUUGCAGUGUUGCGCAAAAGCUUGGAUCUGAAUCUACUCGGCGCCGCACGUAUGACUCAAAUCUUUUUGCCUCUGGUGCGUCGUGCCCAUGGACGUGUGGUGUUCCUAACCUCGGGCCUGAAUCGUGUGCCGUCCCCGGUGCGUGGCAUCCAGUGUGCCACACAGGCGGCUGUCGACGGUUUCGCUGCCUGUCUGCGCCAGGAGAUGCGCACACGCGGCGUGGAUGUGUCCGUGGUAGCAGGUGGAGAGUUUGCUCCUGGCAAUGGCUGGCUAAACGAGACGGAGCUGCGCGAACAGGCGAAGCAAAUGUGGAAUCAGCUCUCCUCCGAGCAGAAGAAGGCCUACGGCGAAGAUUACUACGAGUCUGCCAUGACAUCUGUGGAAAAAUACUCGCGCCAGGCCGCUGACAUUCAGCCAACGCUGCGCGUGCUCAUCGAUGCUGUGACCAGGACCUUCCCCAUGGCCCGCUACACGCCAGUGACUGCCAAAGAGAAGCUGCAAAUAUUGCUUGCCGAACACUUGGCGCCCUCACUCUACGAGUCCAUCUAUGGCGAGCAAAAGAAAUUUGUCUAUUGAGCAAUUUCGUUGCCGUGUUUCCGUUUUGUUAGUGACCCGCCCCCAACCCACCCACCCCACAUCCUCUUGCCACACAGACACAAACACACACACACACACACUAGACGACGCCCAAGCAGUUUGUUUUUAUUUUUUGUAUGCUGUCGAAAUUGUUAUUGUUUAUCUAUUGCUCCGUUGUUGUCCAAAGCGCAUUUAAAAUGAAGCAAAAACGUUGUCACGCAUUCAGCAUUUAGCGUUUCUCUCGUACGAGUAUAUCAACUAUAUGUACAAUAUCAUACUAGAUUGUCACCUUUUUUUCAAUUUACUGAUUUUCAUGGUUUUCCUACUCUUUUUCGUUUUGAAAAUAUCGUGCGUCAUUUAUAUUUUUAAUAUUGUUGUGCAUAUUUUUAGUUUGUAGCGCAAAUUGUAAUACAUAUUCAUUAAACGAUAAAUAAAACCAAUGAUAACAUUAAAAU
Drosophila grimshawi is the source of this 1788-nucleotide messenger RNA. Its product is annotated as D-beta-hydroxybutyrate dehydrogenase, mitochondrial. Bases 167 to 1333 code for a protein of 388 amino acids. The record is from RefSeq and is a predicted model, not a curated record. NCBI's taxonomy places the organism in Eukaryota, Metazoa, Arthropoda, Insecta, Diptera, Drosophilidae. The transcript is spliced from 8 exons.